AUGGAUCCUUUAUAUAGCUGUCAAUCACAGGGCGUAUAUAAGAAAGGUGGGCUUCUUGACCGGUCUCAGUAGACACAAGGAUUUGGUGGGACUAAGAUAAAAUGGUAUCCAAAACUUGUGUCUUUAUACUCGUCUGUCUGGGCCUAUUGGUUGCGAUCCAAUCCUGUCUCCCGAGGGUAUCAGCCAAACGGACAGACGUAGACGCGUACGUGGUGGACGCACGCUCCGACCUCCGCAACUACGUAGUCGGGCUCGACUACCUCGGUGACUACGGCCCGGAGCCCGACCGCCCGGCGCCGCUGCCAGAGUUCAUAGUCGACUACGCGAAUAUGAUCAGAAACGAUAUCAUCCUGCUGGAUAACUCGGUCGAAACUAGGACGAGGAAGAGGGGGAACAUUAAAGUUAAAAAACACUCUAAUCAUGCGAUUUCGAAUGUUCCAUGUAACUGUGAACGUAGCUAUGCGUCAGACAAUUACCAGGACCACUACGUGAACCUGAGCGACGCGCUCGGCAUGGCGCUGUGGUACCCGCAGAAGGUGCGCAACCUCACCUGCGACGACACCAAGUGCACCAAGCCCUACUGGUGCCAGAAAAUUAUAUACAACCUGACAGUACUGAAAGGCAGCAACAGUAAGGAAGAGCGGGAGCGCGCAGGCCAACUAUACGCGGACUUACCCAACGAGCUGAAGUACAAGUGGGUGCCGCGGCUGGUGCCCAUCGUCGCGGGAUGCCUCUGCACCAGCAGCUACCUCGCCGACUGAAUAUAAGGGACUACUCACGUAAAAUACUGCAAUGCUCAAUAAAAUGUACAGUUUGACAGACUGACACAA
Messenger RNA from Cydia fagiglandana, 830 nucleotides. It is a transcript of the gene PTTH, whose product is annotated as prothoracicotropic hormone-like. The transcript has 5 exons. Lineage: Eukaryota; Metazoa; Arthropoda; Insecta; Lepidoptera; Tortricidae. The record is from RefSeq and is a predicted model, not a curated record. Bases 102 to 761 code for a protein of 219 amino acids.